Rotaria sordida is the source of this 1656-nucleotide messenger RNA. Lineage: Eukaryota; Metazoa; Rotifera; Eurotatoria; Philodinida; Philodinidae. The record is from the annotation of a GenBank genome assembly.
AUGUGUAACUAUCCGAAAGCAUUCGAAUAUUAUGAAAAAGCAAUGAAAACAAGAGAAAAAAUUAUGCCUGAGAAUCAUCGCGAUUUGGCUGAAUCCUACAGCGACAUGGGUCAAGUACAUAACGACCUGUGUGACUAUUCGAAAGCUCUUGAAUUUUAUGAAAAAUCACGUAAAAUCUACGAACAAGUUCUGCCUCCAAAUCAUCCUGAUUUGGCUGUAUCCUACAACGACAUUGGUCAAGUGUACAACAACAUGGGUGACUACUUGAAAGCAUUUGAAUUUUAUGAAAAAGACCUAAACAUCACCAAAAAAGUUCUGCCUCCGAAUCAUCCCGAUUUGGGUACUUCCUACAACUUCAUUGGUCAAAUGUAUAACAAAAUGGGUAAUUACUCAAAAGCACUUGAAUCUUACGAAAAAUCACAUGAAAUCUAUGAAAAGAGUCUGCCUCCGAAUCAUCUCAGUUUGGCUGCUUCCUACAUUUGUAUGGGUCUAGUGUACAAGAAUAUGGGACACUACUCAAAAGUACUUGAAUUUUACGAGAAAUCGCAUAAAAUCUAUGAAAAAACUCUACUUUCGAAUCAUCCCGAUUUGGCUACUUCCUAUAAUAACAUUGGUCAAGUGUAUAAUGACAUGGGUGACUACUCAAAAGCACUUGAAUUUUACGAAAAAUCACGUACAAUCUAUGAAAAAACCCUGCCUCCGAAUCAUCCUAAUUUGGCUACUUCCUACAACGAAAUCGGUACGAUAUACUUUACAAUGGGAGACUAUUCAAACGCACUUGAAUUUUUUGAAAAAUCGCAUAAAAUCUAUGAAAAAACUCUACCUUCGAAUUGUCACAAUUUGGCUACCUCCUACAAUAACAUCGCUGCAGUGUAUAACACCAUUGGUGACUACUCGAAAGCACUUGAAAUUUAUGAAGAAUCUCAUAAACUCUACAAAAAUGCUCUGCCUCCAACUCACCCGAAUUUGGCUACUUCUUACAUCUUCAUUGGUCAAGUGUAUAAGAACAUAGGUGAUUAUGCCGCAGCUCUAAAGGCUCUCCAAAGUGCUUUUAACAUUCAGCAAAAAACGUCAGAAGAAGGUAAUCCAGCUUUUGCUUCAAUAUACAGCUGGCUCGGAAGAGUUUAUUAUAGUAUGAAAGAUUAUUCAAAGGCACUUAAUUAUUUCCAAAAAUGCCUUUCAAUUAACCAAAAGACAUUACCUGAAAGGCAUCCUAGUAUUGGUAUAACGUUCAGCAAUAUUGGCAAUGUUUAUCGACAGAUGGAUGAUUAUGAUCAGGCACUUUUGUCUCAUCAAAAAGCAUUAAAUAUUCAAGAAAAUGUGCAAUGUAACCCUCUUGAAGUUGCAACAACAUAUAUAAAUUUAGGUGAAACAUAUCGUGAAAUGAAAGAUUAUCCAACAGCAUUGAUAUAUUAUCAAAAAGGAUUAGAAAUACAUCAAAAGAAACUACCAAAAAAACAUCCUGAUUUAGCUGUAACUUUUCAUAACUUGGCUAAAUUAUAUUUAUCUACUCAACAAUAUGAUAUGGCAAUGAAAAAAGUUCAACAAGCGUUGAAAAUUGCUCAAGAGAAAUUACCUUCAAAUCAUCCUUAUCUUCUAGAAUAUAGGGAAACAUUUAAAAAAAUUCAAGAGAAUGUAAACGUAGAUUUUUUUUGA